CUUAUAUGUACUUAACAUGGACACUAGAAGCAUCUAUAUAAUGGACUCCAUGCCUAUACCAUCAUGGUUUAAGGGUGAUCAUCCUAGCAUGCAUUAUAUCCAUAAUAUACAUUAUAUUGCCAAUAAUAUGAAUGCUGCCAUGGAAUUGGCCAAUCCUACAUGGAAAGACGAUAUUUAUAUGUGGCGUCGUAUAGUACCAACAUGGGUUCCAAGAACAUUAAACUGGGAUUUAUCUGGCUUUCUUGUUAUCAACUUUAUGCACGAUUGGAAUGGUAUAAGGUUACCCUGCAUUUGCACUAAUGGGAAUGACCUGAGGACCAAAUUCUUAGUAGAAUUAUUGAAGUACAAGGACAAUGAAUCCAAAGACAACAUUCCAGAAGAAAUACAAGAAAUUAUUAGGCACAUCAGAUAGAUAUGAUUUUAUUUGUAAUGAUACUCAACUUAUUAUCCUAAUUAAUUGUAUUGCCUUUUAGGUUCGUAGUAUCGUUAUGAACAUUUGCCAACAUAUAUUUUAGUUAUAUGUUGCAAAUAUGA
Molecule: messenger RNA, 534 nt
Organism: Zea mays
Lineage: Eukaryota; Viridiplantae; Streptophyta; Magnoliopsida; Poales; Poaceae
Exons: 3
Coding region: 17-412 (131 amino acids)
Source: RefSeq, a predicted model, not a curated record